This is a messenger RNA of Cuscuta epithymum, 1378 nucleotides long. Lineage: Eukaryota; Viridiplantae; Streptophyta; Magnoliopsida; Solanales; Convolvulaceae. The record is from the annotation of a GenBank genome assembly.
UGUUCGCGGCGUAGGUGCUGUUGGCUGUGAAGUUUCCGGCUGUCUGAGAACAUGUCUGGGCUGAAGUUUCAAGACCACUGAAGAUCGUCAGAAGUAGAAGAAGGUGAAGAAGAACAGAGGGGAUAUUCAUGGAGGUCCUGAUUGAUUAAGGAAGAUGACCUCCGUAAUGUUCUAUGAGCAAAAGUUGGUUACAGUAAAAUUGGAUAGUUGCUAGCUUACCUAGCUACUUGAUAAAUGUGCUCACUCGGAAGGUUUCAGAGGUUGAAUCGACCCCACAAAGGGCAAUUCCAUAAAUUUUGUCCGCGUCGCGGCCGUCAGUGGGGUUCGUGAAUAAGCCGUAGCUUGAGGUAAUGUUGUAGGACAGUUUAGAGAGGAGGAGAGCUCUGUUCGCGGCUUAGGUGUUGUUCGCUGUGAAGUUUCCGGCGGUCUGAGAACAUGUUUGAGCGGCAGCUUUGAGACCUUGAAGAUCAUCGCAAGAAGGAGGAAAGCAGAAAAGAUAUGCAUGGAGGAUGAUUGAUUAAGGAAGAUGAAAGGAAUUAUGUUUAUAAGAUAAUCAGUGAAUAAAUACUCCGUGACAAAGUGAUCUAUUAGCUAAACUUGGUUACACUAGAAUUGGGCACUUGCUAGCUACUUGGGUAUAAGUGCUCAGCAGCCGGGGGCACAGGUUUGCGUAGGAGGAGGAGCAGCAACAGCGUAAAAAACUACAAAGAAAUACAUAUACACUAUUUGGGGUAAAUAUAACGAGGAGAAUAAAAUGGGGGGCCCAUUGGCCCCCACUGGGUCCGCCGCUGGUGCUCAGAAUGCAUAUUUGAUGGUGGAUGAAGAUGGGAUUGGAAACGAUGGCGCAUUGGACGAUUCCUACCUGCGACGGAAGACAGAGUUCGGAAAUGGAAGAAACGAAGAAGCUCUAAACGUCGGAAAUGGUGGACCUGUGAACGAACAAGAUGGAGCUGCGACGGAGGACGGAAAUGGUGGAUUUUUGAAUGAAGAAGAUGGAGCUCCUGACAAAGUUGGGGAUGAAGACUUAGGUGCGACGGGUGGUAGAGCUGCGACACAAGGUGGCAACGAAGUUCUGAUCUUUGACGGCUGGGAUGAUGACAUCUUUGACGGGGAAGGAAUUAGCAGGGGGAAGACGACCGCGGAUGGCAGAGGUAUUUCCUUUGACACACACAGACAGCUUACAUACUCAGUACUAGUGUCGGUGUGUACCGACAACUAAUGUAUCUAUCUAUGAGUUAAUGUAUACCUACAAAUAUGAAUUAAUGUAUGUAUGAAUGUUGUUAAUGUAUACCUACAAACAUGUAUUUGAUGUAUGAAUGUUGUUAAUGUAUACCUAUAAAAAUUGAUUUUAUCAAUGAAUGUUGUUAAUAUAUACCCU